AUGGCUCCACGCGAAAAGAGCCAAUUGAAGCGUCAGCGAGACUCCCCUACAGGCCACGACAACGACUCGUCUAAGAAAGUCCGUCGGUCUGAACGCUUAUCGCAAAAGCCAGAGAACGGCACCGACGAGCCCAAGACUCCCAUCACCACCAACAAGCAGAAUCUGCCCUCGCCGCUCACACAUCUAAGCAGCAACGAGAGUCCCUACAAGGAAGCUACCGCCGAACCACCCGACGGCCGUCCGAGCCAAGUAACCCACCGCACACCUGAAGAGACCUACUCUCAGGAACAUGCCUUCUCGUCGCCCUUACAAGACACCCAAGCUUUUCCGACUUCGCAGUUUGUCGACGGCGAUGCUGCGCUAUCAGACGAGGUGGAGGACGAGGUCAAGGAGGGCGUAUGGGGAUAUCUGUUUCCACUUGACACGAGACACGGUGGCAGAUGCGUCGUCUUGAAGAAACGAUCUGCCUGCCCCGGGUCUGAGGACGUUGCUGGCUCACUGGAGGAAAGUCCAGACGGCAGCGCCGCCCUGAGACAAGAAGAGUCAUUCGAGGAGUCCAGGGCUAAAAGCGUCCCCUCGGGAGGCUACCUGAUAGGAAGACAUCCUGAAUGCGACAUCGUGAUCGAUGAUCCUAUAGUGUCAAACCGGCACUGCUUAUUGUUCAUUGAGAAUAAGGAGACCGAUAGUGUGGCUGUCUUGGAAGAUCUAUCAAGUAACGGUACCUUCGUGAACGAGGCUAUCGUCGGACGAAACCAGCGCCGUGAGCUACAGGAGCAGGAUGAGAUUGCCGUUAUGGACAAGGCCCGAUUCAUCUUCCGCUACCCUCGCAGUCGAGUCUCCAGCGCUUUCUUGCAACAGUACACCCUGCUUGAGCGCCUCGGCAAGGGCCAUUUUGCCGAGGUCUUCCUGUGUGUGGAAAAGUCUUCUGGCACCCGAUUUGCAGUCAAGAUUUUCACCAAACACCCUGGGCUGGAGGAACGCUCAAAGACCGAGGGUCUGCAACAAGAGAUUGCUGUGCUGAUGGGCGUCAAUCAUCCCAACGUCCUAUGUUUGAAAGACACCUUCAACGAGAAGGAUGCCGUGUAUCUGGUGCUGGAGCUUGCGCCUGAGGGUGAACUGUUCAAUUUCAUUGUCGCGAAAAGCAAGUUAUCCGAGGAAGAGGCAAGGAAACUCUUCACCCAACUGUUCCAGGGUAUCAAAUACUUGCAUGACCGCAACAUUGUCCAUAGAGACAUCAAACCUGAGAACAUCUUGCUGGUCGACAAGGACCUUCACGUCAAGAUUGCCGACUUUGGCCUGGCCAAGAUCAUCGGCGAGGAAUCCUUCACUACCACCCUAUGUGGUACACCAAGCUAUGUGGCUCCCGAGAUCCUGGCCGAAGGAAGGCACAGGAAGUACACAAAAGAGGUUGACGUCUGGUCGCUUGGAGUUGUGUUGUACAUUUGUCUGUGUGGAUUCCCUCCAUUCUCGGACGAACUCUUCAGCCGUGACUUUCCCUACACGUUGUCGCAGCAGAUCAAGAGUGGUCGCUUCGACUAUCCGUCUCCAUACUGGGACUCUGUGGGCGAUCCGGCUUUGGACUUGAUCGACCGCAUGCUGGUGGUCGAGCCAGACAAGCGCUACUCUGUGGACCAGUGCCUGGCACAUCCGUGGAUUACUCAAAAGGGCCCAGCAGUUGCCGACAGCACAGAUGGACUGGUAGCCGGUGUAGGAGGUCUCGAAAUGCAUCGGCGCGGCAUCCUCCGUGAGCGAACUCUGCUGAGCUCCAUCAACUUAGUGACGGUCCAACGAAAAGUUCCCUUGGGUUCUGAUCACAAAGGACCUCUCAAGGUAUUUUCGAAAAAUCCAACUCUGAUGGAGCCUCAUCCAGAUGGUCAGCGUAACACCAUGGAGUUCAUGGAGAUGGGGGGCAAAGGCGACCAGGAACUCUUCGGCGACGACUCAACAAGCAUUUACACCAAGUCUGAGGCGGCUGCCGCAAUGGGGAGCAAGCCGAACGGAAAGGGUAAAGCACAGGCUGUUGGAAGAUGA
Molecule: messenger RNA, 2031 nt
Organism: Anthostomella pinea
Lineage: Eukaryota; Fungi; Ascomycota; Sordariomycetes; Xylariales; Xylariaceae
Source: the annotation of a GenBank genome assembly